Molecule: messenger RNA, 3486 nt
Organism: Gekko japonicus
Lineage: Eukaryota; Metazoa; Chordata; Lepidosauria; Squamata; Gekkonidae
Gene: ITGAE
Product: integrin subunit alpha E
Exons: 32
Coding region: 1-3486 (1161 amino acids)
Biological process (GO): cell adhesion mediated by integrin; integrin-mediated signaling pathway; cell-matrix adhesion
Cellular component (GO): integrin complex; external side of plasma membrane
Molecular function (GO): integrin binding
Source: RefSeq, a predicted model, not a curated record
AUGGCAAAAGAUGGCGUCCGGCUACAUCAAAGGCGGAACAGACGUCGGCGGAGAGGCGGAGCCACGAUGACACGUGUGAAGCCUCUGGGAAGCUUUAACAUUGACACCAGCCAGAGGUGGGUCUCGCCACCCAUCAGCCCUCACUUUGGACACCAGGUUCUUCAGCAUUCAGAUGGGCGACAGAGCUGGCUGUAUAAAUGCUACUUGCAGAAUGAGAUCCACUGCGAGGAGGCCGGCUUAGGAGAAAACAUUCAGAAGCUGAAAAAGAUCCAGCCUGGUAUCGCUUUAGCCCAAAGCCCAGAACAGAUUUUGGCGUGCAUCCAGCAGAAGCGGCGCCAGCUGCGCAAGGCCACAGAAGAGCUGAACGGGCUUUGCGUUCUGCUUGCGAAGGAUUUCCAAGAGAAGGCGUUCCUCAACCUCACCAGCAUCAUCAGAACUGCAUUAAACCAGACUGGGCAGCGGCGGAGCAAAAGGAGCGAUGAAAGUGACGGGAUCGACCAGGGUGAGGACACAGACAUCAAGAGUUCUGCAGCCCAUGCUGGGGGUUUCACUGGUGGUGCGGCCACCAGCGCUUGCCAGGAUCCAGAUACUCACAAGGGCAGAGAAAAAGAUUGUCCAGAGGGAGGCUUGGAGCUUGGGCACAAAACCUUUAAUGUUAACAAUAACAACAAUUAUAUGGUGGAGGAGGAAGAGGAGGAUGAUUCUGACCUGCGGACUGAAAUAGCAAUCGUCUUGGACGGGUCUGGCAGCAUUGAGCCCGAGGACUUCGAACGAGCCAAGGAUUUCAUCUAUAACGUGCUGAAGAUGUUCUACGCAAAGUGUUUUGAGUGUGCCUUUGCUUUGGUCCAGUACGGAGCUGUCAUCCAGACAGAAUUUGACCUGCAGGACGGCCGGGAUACCAACACAGCCCUGGCAAAAGUUCGGGGUGUGACCCAAGUGGGCAAUGUGACCCGGACAGCAUCUGCCAUCCAACAUGUCCUAGAUUCGAUCUUCCAUGAAAGUCAUGGGUCCCAGAAAAAUGCUGCCAAGAUUAUAGUUGUGUUGACGGAUGGGGAAAUUUUCCUGGACCCUAUGAACCUAACUUCGGUGAUUAAUUCAAAGAGCAUGGCAGGGAUUGACCGCUAUGCCAUUGGGGUCGGGAAUGCGUUCAAGAAGACGAAAGCCCUUGACGAGUUGCGCCUGAUUGCUUCGGAUCCAGAUGAAACACACCUUUUCCAAGUGACCAAUUAUUCAGCCUUAAAUGCCCUGCUGUCGACCCUGCAACAGAAGAUCAUUGGCAUAGAAGGUACGGCUGGAGAUGUCUUGGAAUUUGAGCUGGCCCAAAGCGGCUUCAGUACCCACCUCCUGGAUGAGCGCUAUGUACUGUUUGGCACUGUUGGAGCCUUUGACUGGUCUGGAGGGAUUCUUCUCUAUGACAUUGCCAGCAAGACCGCAGUUUUCUUGAAUGAAUCAAAAGAGGCAACGGGUGGAAGAAACAGCUACUUAGGGUACAGCGUGGUGGCCGUGAGCACAAGGCAGGGUGCUCUGAUUGUGGCCGGGGCACCCCGACACAGCAUGACAGGGAGAGUGAUGGUGUUUGAAGGAGAUCUGCUAAAGCAAACUCUACACGGGGAACAGAUUGGGUCUUACUUUGGCGCUGUACUCUGCCCACUGGACAUCGACCAAGAUGGGCUGACAGAUCAUCUGCUCGUCGGAGCCCCGUUUUUCCAUGUCUUUGGGGAAGAAGGAAAGGUUUACAUUUAUCGCUUUGAUAACGAGGCAAACCUCUUUGCCCUGGAGGGGCACUUAAGUGGCCAGCCUGCCGUGGCUUUCGCCAGCUUUGGGUUCGCCGUGGCCAGCAUUGGAGACGUGGACCAGGAUGGCUAUGGGGAUGUUGCAAUUGGCGCGCCCCUUGAGCAUCACAAAGCGGACCCCAGCUCUUUUGGCAGCGUUUACAUAUACAACGGCAAGAAGGAUGGGAUCCGGGGUCCCUUCUCCCAGAGGAUAACAGCAACUCAGCUUGGUCAAGGCCUCAUGCAUUUUGGAAGAUCUGUGGCCGGUGGUCUGGACUUCACGGCGGACGGUCUCCCAGACAUCGCCGUGGGAUCUCUGGGCAGAGUCACCUUGCUUCGCUCCAGGCCGGUUUUUCGAUUGGAUGCCAUCAUGCAAUUUACCCCCGAGAGAAUAUCCAGCUUCUACAACAGCAGCACUGUGGCUGCAAAAUUAUGCUUCCAUAGAACUUUCCCUCCUGAGACAGCCCAGCCAGGAAUGCGGAAUCUAAUCAUUCGCUUCAAUGUGGAUUUGGACGUUGAGAUGGAAAAGAAGAGGGUUCAGUUUGAGGACCACGCGACCACCCUCAGUCACGCAAUCUCCUUCACUGAGCAUCCGUGUGCCGCACUGCAGCUGUAUGUUCUGCCAUGCAACAACAAUUGCUUCUCCAGCGUUGCUUUCAGACUCAGCUACCGGCUUCACAGUUCCAGUGAAGACCUGAAUGAUCCCAUGCCUAUCCUUGAUAUAUAUCGGGAAUCAGAGAUGUACUUCCAGUUGCCUUAUAAGGAUGACUGCGGUAACAAGACCGUCUGCACUCCACAUUUGACCUUGGCUGUUCAUACUGAGAAGAACCUGGUGGUUGGCGCCACCAAGGAGCUGACCAUGAACCUCCACCUGGCAAACACGGGUGACAAUUCUUACCUGACAUCUGUGGUCUUGGAAUACCCAGAAAACCUGUGCUUCAAAAAGGUCCAAGAGUACUCAACCCCUUCGUCAGGUGGGGAGUUGUUGUCAGAGGACAGGAUUUCUUCUGCAACGAUCGACUGUGAUGCCCCUAAACCAACCAAGCCUCAGUUCUCCUCUCUGAACUGCAAGAUUGGACAUCCCGUGUUCAGGACUACGGCAAAUUUUUCCGUGAUCUGGCAAUUAGAGGAAAGAAAGUUCCCCAACGAUUCUCCAAGCAUCACUGUUAACCUCAGCAACACCAACCCAAACAGCACGACCUUGAUAGAAGAACAUUUCUUCAACGUGAAAUAUGCUUUCAGCACUUUCCUCAGCAGGCCAGAUCCUAUUCUAUACGUGAACAUGAGCAAAAGAGCCUCCCAGAACACUCGCUUUGAAUUUAAUAUAAAUGGAAAAAACCCGUAUGGGGUGCAGCUUGAACUGCAGGUCUGGGUGCCAGCCCUCAUAGACAGCCACCAGGUUAUCCAUGUGAAGAAUGCAACCGGGACACAGAAAACCACAGUAUGCAGAACUGCAAGGGACUUCAUAAGGAAAGAUUCUGGGCAUGCCAGCUCAGAGAACAGUGGGACAGUCCAAUACCAACUUGUAACCUGUGCUAUCGUGUCGGAGAAAGAGAACGUUAUUGUGACCGCAGAGCUGACUUCAGCGAACUCUUUGCAGGUCCUUAAAAACAGGACUGGCUUGCUGGUUACCGGAGAAAUAAUUUUCAACAGAGACCUUUAUGUGGGUUUGAAUGAAAGACUCCAUAAAACACAGCUGGAUACGAGAAUCUAA